AUGCGAGUACUAUCUAGUUUUAUAAACUUCCCCUUUAGACGCGGCAAUAUAGCCAGUCUGAAAUGCCCAGAUGAUCGCUGGGCAGAAAUCGACAACGAGGCAAGGAAGAACAUUGACACCUUGUUCGCCCGAGGAAGAGGGAAAAAGGGCUCUGCCUCGUCUGCGGUUCAGUUCAACAACGAUACAGCUAAACCUACCAGAAAAAGAAAAAAGCAUGUGCUGACCGAGCUAGGAGCAGAGGAACAGCGGCGUUUUACGCGUAUGCGUGCAGUGCUUGCUAAGAGAAUUGUGGAAUAUGUGUCCGCAAUAGAGUCCACAAAGUCUCUGCUUGAAAUGGUGGAACCAGAUGAUAAUGAGACAAGAGAAGAGCUAGAAAAUACAUUACGAAAUGUUCGACAAAUGCAUGAGAAGACGAAGAAAGAUCAAGAGCGAUUGGAAGCGCAGUACAAGGAAUUUCAAAACAGAAGUUUUGGGCCACGAAAGAAGAAGCGAUGUUCGGUCGACAGGUCGAAUCCAGCUCACGAAGACGCAACAGUUUCUACGGAUGAUGCGUCUUCAGAGCCAGAUCCUAAGCAUCUUUUUGAUAAUACUGUUAAAGUGGAACCACACAAUUAA
This is a messenger RNA of Haemonchus placei, 615 nucleotides long. Lineage: Eukaryota; Metazoa; Nematoda; Chromadorea; Rhabditida; Trichostrongylidae. The record is from the annotation of a GenBank genome assembly.